AUGGAGAAAGUGAUAUUUCAGGCUGAAAUUACUAGACACCUCCAGGAAGUAGAGAAGGUAAAAGAAACCCAGGGAGAAGAACUGCCCUCAGACCAGUGUGUUAAACCUUGGAGCAACCAUGAGAUUAGGAGUUUCCUACAAGAAUGGGAACUCCUUGAAGAUGAAGAGUUAAAGAAGAAUUAUCACAGAGCAUCAAGAAUAAUUGCCAGGCAUCUCAAGCAAACGGGCAUUAAUAAGAGCAGGAGAAAAUGUCUCCAGAUGCUAAUAAACAUGCAGGACUUAUAUUGGACCGUUCAUGAAGCCAACCAGAGACCAAGGAGUGAACCCUUGCCAUGUCCUUAUGGAGAGGCCCUUCACAGGAUCCUAGAACACAGAGGGGAGAACAAGGACUUCUCAGAAGUGGCUGAUGUCCCACCACCCGAGUACCAGCCCCCUGCGUGUGCCAUCCCUGAUUGCUUUGAGGAGCUGCUGUGGGCUCCCCCACAUAUGAUCUACAUAGAGGAUCCUCAGGUACCCAGAUGGGAGCCCUGGAACAUGUACCUUCCACAGUCAAGUCCAUGCCUGUUUCCUGCAUUUCUCCCCCUACACCCUGGCCCCCAGCAACAGUGGUCAACUCUCUCUGACACUGAGUCAGAUUGAGAACUUACAGUUGGAACCUGGAUCCCAGUUUGAUUCGAAGGACAGACAAUGGACUAGCACAAUUCUAUACACUCAUGACUUCUUUUUUCCUAGCCCAAUGUAAUGAGGGGAAAAAAUGUGAAAAUAAAUGACUGUGACCCUCAAAAAAAAAAAAUCACACUUCUAAUUCAGGUGGAAAAACAUAUAUAAAUGUGUGUACAUCCACAGGUAUUAGGGGGCAAAAAUCUGAAUGCACAUACUCAACUGCACAUGAGGCCAUCAAAAAAUGUACCUGCAGUGAUCCAACUUCUAAGAAACAGAAUCUUAAA
This is a messenger RNA of Balaenoptera acutorostrata (minke whale), 947 nucleotides long. RefSeq names its product Myb/SANT DNA binding domain containing 5 (gene MSANTD5). NCBI's taxonomy places the organism in Eukaryota, Metazoa, Chordata, Mammalia, Artiodactyla, Balaenopteridae. Bases 1 to 639 code for a protein of 212 amino acids. The record is from RefSeq and is a predicted model, not a curated record. The transcript has a single exon.